Messenger RNA from Vicia villosa (hairy vetch), 1500 nucleotides. RefSeq names its product S-sulfo-L-cysteine synthase (O-acetyl-L-serine-dependent), chloroplastic-like. Gene Ontology annotation, cellular component: cytoplasm. Gene Ontology annotation, molecular function: cysteine synthase activity. Bases 44 to 1171 code for a protein of 375 amino acids. The transcript is spliced from 10 exons. The record is from RefSeq and is a predicted model, not a curated record. Lineage: Eukaryota; Viridiplantae; Streptophyta; Magnoliopsida; Fabales; Fabaceae.
AAGAAUAAAAAUUUAAAACCCAUGAUAAAUCUCAACAACGAUAAUGGCGCUAUCAUCUUCUUCAUCACCAUGUUCAUGCUUUUCACCUCCUACAACACUUCUUCCUCGUCCCCGCCUUUUCACUACUCAAUUCCACUGUAACAUCAAACCCUACAGCCAUUUCCGGCGAACAAUUUCCGCCACCGCCACUGUAUCCACUACUUCUUCCACUCCGCCACUCCACUCUACCACCAGAGAAGGACUCGAAGCCGUUAACAUUGCCGAAGACGUCACUCAGUUGAUUGGGAAUACACCGAUGAUAUAUCUGAAUAACGUUACAGAAGGAUGUGUAGCAGACGUUGUUGCUAAACUCGAAUCCAUGGAGCCUUGCAGAAGUGUCAAGGACAGAAUUGGGUAUAGCAUGUUGGCUGAUGCCGAGGAGAAUGGAGCAAUUACGCCGGGAAAGACUGUUUUAGUUGAACCAACAACUGGAAAUACCGGACUUGGCCUUGCUUUUGUUGCAGCAACUAAGGGGUAUAAACUGAUAGUCACAAUGCCUGCCUCCGUUAAUAUUGAGAGGAGAAUUCUUUUACGCACGUUUGGGGCAGAGGUUGUGUUGACUGAUGCCGAGAAGGGUCUGAAAGGAGCCAUUGACAAAGCUGAAGAAAUUGUCUACGACACGUCCAAUGCUUACAUGUUUCGACAGUUUGAUAAUAAGAAUAAUACAAAGAUCCACUUCGAAACUACAGGGCCAGAGAUAUGGGAGGAUACCAUGGGUAAUGUUGAUGUAUUGGUUGCUGCUAUUGGAACUGGAGGCACUGUUACAGGCACAGGACGGUAUCUGAAAUUGAUGAACAAAGAAAUAAAGGUGGUUGGGGUGGAGCCUGCAGACCGAAGUAUAAUCUCCGGAGACAAUCCAGGUUUCAUACCAAGCAUUUUGGAUGUCAAACUGCUCGAUGAGGUUGUCAAGGUUACAAAUGUUGAAGCAAUUGAAAUGGCAAGGAGAUUAGCAUUGGAAGAAGGAUUACUGGUUGGGAUUUCUUCAGGAGCAGCAGCAGCAGCUGCAAUAACUUUAGCAAGACGGCCUGAAAAUUCUGGGAAACUUAUAACGGUUAUUUUUCCUAGUUUUGGUGAGAGGUAUCUUUCCACUGAACUCUUCAAUUCCAUCUAUGAAGAGGUUAAGAAAAUGUAACAGUUGGAUUUUAUGGAUAAUUGUCAUUUUAAAAUUGGAGCUGCUCUCAUGGGACCAUUCAAGAAAGUAGCUUACACACUCUUCAAGAAAAUAGCUGACGUAUGAUUUGUAUAGGCAUCAUCAAACAGUAUGUGUAUCAAUAUGUAGCUGCUGUAAGUUUUUAGUCAUUGGAAGUUUUGCAUCAGAUGCAUCCACUUGGACUAGAAACGGUUCUUGAAGCUAAGUUCACACUGGAUACAAUAGGGGGACUGACUUGAUUUACAUGGUUUUUUUUUGGUGUAAUAUAGCUUGGUCUUACAUUCUAUUCUACUCUAUUAAUUAUUCUUCAA